Molecule: messenger RNA, 1563 nt
Organism: Malus domestica (apple)
Lineage: Eukaryota; Viridiplantae; Streptophyta; Magnoliopsida; Rosales; Rosaceae
Product: AP2/ERF and B3 domain-containing transcription factor RAV1
Biological process (GO): regulation of DNA-templated transcription
Molecular function (GO): DNA binding; DNA-binding transcription factor activity
Source: RefSeq, a predicted model, not a curated record
UCAUCAAAUCCUCCCUCCCUCUCCCUUUCCCUCUCUCUCUCUCUCUCUCUCUCUGUUUAAAGCACCUUCUUAUCUGUCAUUCUAUCUCUCUGUCUCUCUCUCUCCUCUCCACCUUCGAACACACAACAUACAUAAUCAACGAAACAAGAACAAUGGAUGGAGUAAGUAGCACAGAAGAGAGCACAACCAGUGACUCCAUAUCCAUUUCGCCACCCCAUCAUAUUGUUACACGUGUGGAGCCACUUGCCAAGUCAGCGCCCCAAGUGGACAGCCUCUGCCGCGUCGGCAGCGGGGCCAGCAGCGUGAUUCUCGACUCCGACCUCAGCAGCGGCGGCGGCGGCACUGGUGGCGUGGAGGCCGAGUCCCGGAAGCUCCCUUCCUCCAAGUACAAAGGCGUGGUCCCACAGCCCAACGGCCGUUGGGGGGCCCAGAUUUACGAGAAGCACCAGCGCGUCUGGCUGGGCACCUUCAACGAAGAGGACGAGGCCGCUACGGCCUACGACGUUGCUGCACAGCGCUUCCGCGGCCGCGACGCUGUCACCAACUUUAAGCCCUCCUCUGACGACGAAGAAAACGACGACGUCGAGGCCGCGUUUCUGAGCUCCCACUCCAAGUCUGAAAUCGUCGACAUGCUGCGAAAGCACACGUACAAUGACGAACUGGAACAGAGCAAGCGCAACUACUUCUCUUACGGGAAGCGGGGCCAGUCCAACGGGCCGCUGGGCUUGUUCGGGACGGACAACAGUCGCGUCCAGAAAGCGCGUGAGCAGCUGUUCGAGAAAGCCGUGACCCCCAGCGAUGUCGGGAAGCUGAACCGCCUCGUGAUCCCGAAGCAGCACGCCGAAAAGCACUUUCCGUUGCAAAGCGGAAGCACUGCAACCAUAACGGUAAGUGCAUCUUCCGCUUGCAAAGGAGUGCUUUUGAAUUUUGAGGAUGUCGGGGGAAAAGUGUGGAGGUUUCGAUACUCUUACUGGAACAGCAGUCAAAGCUACGUGUUGACCAAAGGAUGGAGCCGGUUCGUGAAGGAGAAGAAUCUGAAGGCCGGGGACAUUGUGAGCUUUCAGAGGUCAACCGGACCGGACAAACAUCUGUAUAUUGAUUGGAAGACCAGGAUGAGUGUGUAUAAUAACAGUAAUGGGUCGAACCCGGUUCAAGGUCAGGUUGCACCGGUUCAGAUGGUUCGGCUAUUUGGGGUCAACAUAUUCAAAAUACCUGGGAGUAGCGGGGCUGGCCCAGUGGAUGCUGCAGCUGCUGCUGCUAUUGGCGGCGGUUGCAAUAAUAAUAUCGGCAAAAGAAUGAGAGAGAUGGAGUUUUUGAAAUUAGAGUUUAGCAAGAAGCCUAGGAUCAUCGGAGCUUUGUAGAAUUUUUAAAAAUUUUCUUUGUUUUUUUUAGCUUUCUGUGAAGCUGCAAGAAAGGUGAAUUGUAUAUUAGAUGACAAAAAGAAUAAAGCUGAGCUGAAGAAAGCAAAGCUUUUGAAAUUAGGUGCAACAAAUUAAUUUGAAAAAAAAAAGAAGAAAAAAUUAGUUUGAAUCUUCAUUGGAUAACUGUCAAUUUUGUUGUUGU